Miscanthus lutarioriparius is the source of this 1539-nucleotide messenger RNA. NCBI's taxonomy places the organism in Eukaryota, Viridiplantae, Streptophyta, Magnoliopsida, Poales, Poaceae. The record is from the annotation of a GenBank genome assembly.
AUGGGCCGCAAUCUCGACGCCGAGCAAGCGGAAGCACCCAGGAGCAGCAAGAAGGAGAAGAAGAGCAAGAAGGACAAGAAGCGGAAGCUGGCAGCCGAGGCCGAGGACGAGGCGGCGGCGGCGGUGACGGCGACAGAGGAGGCCGUGAAGAGCAGCAAGAAGAAGAAGCGGGUCGAGAAUGGACCCGGCGCAGGAGGAGGAGGGGAGAUGGAGAACGGCGCUGAGAAGGCCGUGGCGGUGACCGGGAAGGGCUCCGAGGACCCCAAGUACGCGCCGCUGCGGUCGUUCUCCGCGGCCGAGCUGCCGUCCCAGGUGCUCGAAUGCUGCAGCACGUUCGCGCGGCCGUCACCCAUCCAGGCACACGCCUGGCCGUUUCUCCUCGACGGCCGCGACUUUAUCGGCAUCGCCGCCACCGGAUCCGGGAAGACAAUUGCCUUUGGCGUGCCGGCACUGAUGCACAUCAGGAAGAAGGUAGGGGGGAAAGCAGGGAAGAAGGCCGUGCCGCGGUGCCUCGUGCUAUCACCAACGAGGGAGCUCGCUCAGCAGAUUGCAGAUGUACUUAGUGAGGCUGGUGCACCAUGUGGGAUAAAAUCAGUCUGUCUUUAUGGUGGAACUAAAAAGGAACCCCAAAUAUCUGCCCUUAAAUCUGGAGUGGAUAUAGUCAUAGGAACUCCUGGUCGUAUGAAAGACCUUAUUGAAAUGGGUGUUUGCUGUCUUAAUGAGGUUUCGUUCGUGGUUCUAGAUGAAGCAGAUAGGAUGCUGGAUAUGGGUUUUGAACCUGAAGUCAGGGCAAUUUUGAGCCAAACAUCAUCUGUACGUCAGAUGGUUAUGUUCAGUGCAACUUGGCCUCUUGCUGUCCACAAAUUAGCCCAGGAGUUUAUGGAUCCAAAUCCAAUAAAGGUUGUUAUUGGAUCAGAAGAUCUUGCUGCUAACCAUGACGUGAUGCAAAUUAUUGAAGUAUUGGAUGAUAGAACACGAGAUUCAAGAUUACUUGCCUUGCUUGACAAAUACCAUCAAGCACAAAGCAACAGGGUUUUGGUUUUUGUGCUGUACAAGAAAGAAGCUGCACGAGUGGAAACAAUGCUUCAGAGAAGGGGAUGGAAGGCUGUUUCAGUCCAUGGAGACAAGGCUCAGCAUGAUAGAACAAAAGCUUUAUCUUUAUUUAAAGAAGGGAAAUGCCCUUUAAUGAUUGCUACAGAUGUCGCUUCACGUGGACUUGAUAUUCCUGAUGUUGAAGUUGUCAUUAACUAUAGUUUUCCUUUGACCACUGAGGAUUACGUCCACAGGAUAGGAAGGACUGGUCGUGCUGGCAGGAAAGGUGUUGCACAUACCUUUUUCACUCAAGCGAACAAGGCACUUGCUGGUGAACUUGUGAAUGUUUUGCGGGAGGCUGAUCAGGUUGUUCCUCCAGCCCUUAUGAAAUUUGGCACACAUGUCAAGAAAAAGGAAUCUAAGAUAUAUGGAUCUCAUUUCAAGGAAAUCACAGCAGAUGCUCCUAAACCCACAAAGAUCACAUUUGGUGAUUCUGAUGAGGACUGA